Molecule: messenger RNA, 1464 nt
Organism: Amborella trichopoda
Lineage: Eukaryota; Viridiplantae; Streptophyta; Magnoliopsida; Amborellales; Amborellaceae
Product: S-adenosyl-L-methionine-dependent methyltransferases superfamily protein
Biological process (GO): rRNA methylation
Molecular function (GO): nucleic acid binding; rRNA (adenine-N6-)-methyltransferase activity
Source: RefSeq, a predicted model, not a curated record
CUUACUUUCGGAUUGACAAACUUUCAAAUCCACAACAAAGGUCGAUAGAACCAAUCCGCCAUUCAUGCUCAUUAUGUGACGGUGGAAAUUACCUUCUGAUCUACGAUCAGGCUUAAAAUUGAUUCCAGUGUCUCAGCCAAUAUCUAAGCCCACAAUCUCUCUCUAAGCGCCAUCCCCUCUCUCUCUAGAGUGUAAAUAUCCCUGUUCAAAAAAGUCCCCCCUUCCUCCCCCUCUCUCUCUCUCUCUGUCUCCUUUUUAUCGUUGUGUUCUUUAGAAUCUUUGCCAGUUCAGGAUGAAACUGAAGCAAUUAGAAAUCCUUCUCGGAAAUCUGAAGCAGUUCACCAAUCCAAAGGUGGAUCUCGAACAAUAUCCUACUGGAUCCCAUAUUGCAUCCAGGUUGUUAUAUAUGGCUGAGAACACAUAUGGGGAUAUAUCUGGCAAAGUGGUUGCAGACUUUGGCUGUGGUUGUGGUACAUUAGGCAUAGCCAGUGCUUUAUUGGAUGCGGAGUAUGUAAUAGGCAUAGAUGUUGACUCUCAAUCCCUUGAGACUGCUUUAUCAAAUGCCGAGGAAUUUGAGUUGGACAUGGAUCUGGUACAGUGCGACAUCAGUAGUUUAUCAUGGAAAGGUGCAAAGGUUGACACUGUUGUAAUGAAUCCUCCCUUUGGUACACGGAGAAAAGGUUCUGACAUGGAUUUUCUUUCGGCUGCUUUGAAGGUGGCAAGUGUUGCAGUCUAUUCAUUGCAUAAAACAACUACUCGAGAUCAUGUGAAGAGAACAGCCCUGAGAGAGUUUGCUGCUGAAAGGGCGGAGGUUUUAUGCGAGUUAAGGUUCGAUGUGCCUCGAAUGUACAAAUUCCACAAGAAAAAGGAAGUUGAUAUAGCGGUGGAUCUCUGGCGAUUUGUGCCUGAUUCCUCGAGAAAACUUGUUUAAUAUUUUCUUAGCAUGAUGAUCACAGUUUCAGCCAAAUGCAUGCAUGGGAAAAGAAAAAAAUAGCAAAUCCUGAUUCUUCCGUGAGGUAGCUAAGAGGAAAUCCCUUAAACUUCCAAAAUCUUUCAAAUAUCAUUUGUCUAGUGAGCAGAAUUUCUUUGGUGAGAUGUAGUGUAAGAAAAGGACCAAUAGUUUGAUACAAAUUUUAUCGGUAUUCAUCUCUCUCUCUCUCUCUCUCUCUCUCUCUCUCUGUCAUGAGGUAGCCAAGAAAGUCCCUGUAAUUUCCAAAAUGUUUCAAAUAUCCAUUUGUCCAGUGACCAGAUUUUCUUUGGUGAGAUAUAGUGCAAGAAAAAAAACCAGUAAGUUGUACGAUUUUCAUGUGUAUUCAUAUGAUCUCUCUCACUUUUAUGGCUCUAGUCACUUGAGAGAAUCAAGAUCUCUCCCAAGUUGUGCCUAGGCUAGCCAAGACAGAAUUUGUAGUUUUUCACUUAUCAAAUAGUUAAACUAUUAUAGAGUAUGCAUAUCUUUUCCUUUCA